AAUUCCCCAUUUCCCCCCUAAGAUCUAAACAACCCUCAUCUUUCACCACAUUCUUUUACUUUGAUCAUCUUUUGGUUUCUAUUUUUCCUUUCAUAUUCACGUUAUAUUUUUGUCAAAAGGUCUAUAAAAUUUUACUGUAAUAUUCUAGAUUGAACAUGUCGCUAGACGGAUCAGGCGGGAUGGCUAUGGCUUACGCGGCGAGGAAGUUUCAUAGAGAGAACAUGAAGAUUUUGACGGCAACCACAACCGUGGGUGGUGGAAUCGAAGAGAAUGGUGGAGGAUAUACCCGGUGGUUCUUUGGAAAGCUAAGCACCAAGAAAAAAUCGGCUAAAGUUUGUGAUCUUAUAACUAUAGAAUAAUUAAUAAGCUAAGCUAGUUACAUAAAAAAUUAACGAAUAAAAAACUACGCAUUAUAUAU
Messenger RNA from Brassica oleracea var. oleracea, 418 nucleotides. RefSeq lists its product as uncharacterized. The transcript has a single exon. NCBI's taxonomy places the organism in Eukaryota, Viridiplantae, Streptophyta, Magnoliopsida, Brassicales, Brassicaceae. The coding region runs from base 156 to 359 and encodes 67 amino acids. The record is from RefSeq and is a predicted model, not a curated record.